AUGUGCGCCGCUCCAGGAACUGUUCAAUCUGCCGAUCAGGGCACCCCCAUGGUUAAGCUUGUCACUCUCGUCGGUCUUUGGUACGCUGGAAACACCCUCUACAAUGUCUACAACAAGACAGCCGCCAACCAACUGUCGGCACAUUGGUUCCUUGCUUCGGCACAGCUUGUGGUGGGAAUCUUGAUUAGUGCCAUCAUGUGGGGAAGUGGAUUCCGCAAGGCACCCAAUCUGUCCAGCCAAGAUAUCCAAAAGUGCAUCCCCAUUGGACUUUUUGCCUGUCUGGCCCACUGUGGAACUGUUCUGGCUUCUGCUGUUGGUGCUGUCUCCUUUGCCCAAAUUGUCAAAGCCUGCGAACCAGUCUUUGCUGCUGUAGUAGGACUCUUGGUGCCUCCCAUGGAUGUCAAGCCCAUGUUGGCCUACAUGAUGUUGAUCCCCAUUGUUGGAGGAGUUGGUUUGGCUUGUGUUAAGGAAGGAAAGGGAGUGGAUAUCAAUGUCGAAGCAUUUUUGUUUGCCUCUCUUGCCAAUGUUUCCGCUGCCUUGAAGGGAAAAUUGGGAAGCUCUGUCACAAAGGCCCUCAAGUCCGAUGCUACAAAGAACAUGGAUGCUGCCAAUGUGUAUGGAGUCAUGAACAUUAUCUCUUUCAUGUGCACUGUCCCAUUUGUUCUUUAUAAUGAGGGAGGUACCUUUCAGGCAGACUGGGCAGAAGCUGUGGAGAAGGUUGGAGCCCAGGAAAUUAUCAAGAAUAUCCUUGUUUCUGGAUUCUUCUUUUAUUUCUACAAUGAGUGUGCAUUUGCAUUUACUGCCUUGGUAGGAUCUGUCACUUCUUCUGUUUUGAACACAGCCAAGCGUGUUAUCAUCAUUGUCGUCUCUGCGGUUGUCUUCCAAGAAGCCAUGGAGCGCAACACUGUCAUUGGAUCUGCCAUUGCCAUCUGCGGAACUUUUGCCUAUUCUCUGACAUCCAAGGCACCAGCACCCAAGAAGAAGGAGGCUUAA
This is a messenger RNA of Seminavis robusta, 993 nucleotides long. The record is from the annotation of a GenBank genome assembly. NCBI's taxonomy places the organism in Eukaryota, Bacillariophyta, Bacillariophyceae, Naviculales, Naviculaceae.